Messenger RNA from Sinocyclocheilus grahami, 2688 nucleotides. RefSeq names its product RNA-binding protein 5-like. Gene Ontology annotation, biological process: mRNA splicing, via spliceosome. Gene Ontology annotation, molecular function: RNA binding. Gene Ontology annotation, cellular component: nucleus. The record is from RefSeq and is a predicted model, not a curated record. NCBI's taxonomy places the organism in Eukaryota, Metazoa, Chordata, Actinopteri, Cypriniformes, Cyprinidae. The transcript has 24 exons. The coding region runs from base 181 to 2409 and encodes 742 amino acids.
AUUCUGGGAAGGAGAAGCUCAGACCAUUUUAGCUGCAGAUGACAUCGAAUGACCCGACGAAGAGUGUGAUCUUUCGGCGAGAAGGGAUCUGCUAGCAGUCGUUAGAGUUCUCAGUAUACGAGAAAUAUUUCAUUUCAACGUUUCGUUGAAAUAUAUUUGGCCUUGUAUUGAGAAACGAAGAUGGGUGCAGAUAAACGGGUUAGCCGUACAGAGCGCAGUGGCAGGUACGGCUCUGAACAGUCUCGUGAUGAUGACCGCAGGGACCGGCGAGACCGUGAUGACCGCGGUUAUGAGUCGCAUCGCUGGAGUGAUGAUCGCCGUAGUGAACGCUACGAUGGUGAACGAAGUGACAGAGCUGAUCGAUACUGGAGCAGGGACAGUCCUGAGCGAGGAAGGAAGCGGCGCUGCAGUGACGGGUCCGAUGACGGACACCACUCAGAUGGUGAUUACUCUGAGCAUGAUUACAGAGGAGACCCAGCUGAUGAGAAGGAGAGCAAGACCAUCAUGCUCCGGGGUCUGCCUAUGAACACAUCAGAGACAGAUAUUCGAGGAGCCAUUGAGCAGCUGGAGGGGCCAAAGCCAAUGGACGUGAGGCUGAUGAAAAAGAGAACAGGUAUAAGCCGAGGUUUCGCCUUCGUGGAGUUUUAUCACUUGCAAGAUGCUACCCGAUGGAUGGAGACCAAUCAGAAACUGCUGUCUAUUCAAGGCAAGACUGUUGCCAUGCACUACAGCAACAACCGUCACAAGUUUGAGGACUGGCUCUGCAACUCCUGUGGCCUGUACAAUUUCCGGAGGAGGCUGAAGUGCUUCAGGUGUGGCGCAGCUAAAGCGGAUUCUGAGUCCAGCAGCACAACAGGAGCCACAGACACCCAAUCCAGUGGAGAUUAUUAUGGCGAUACCAUCAUCCUGAGGAACAUCGCCCCUCACUCCACUGUUGAAGCUAUUCUGACGGCACUCGCCCCCUAUGCCAACCUCUCGCCCGGCAAUAUCCGCCUCAUUAAGGAUAAACAGACGGGACAGAACAGAGGCUUUGCCUUCAUCCAACUUGCCUCUCCUUUGGAAGCGUCACAGCUCCUAACCAUCCUUCAGGGCUUACAGCCACCUCUCAAGCUGGAUGGGAAGACUAUUGGUGUCGACUACGCCAAGAGUGCUCGAAAGGACCUGUUAUUGCCAGAUGGGAACCGUGUUAGUGCCUUUUCGGUUGCCAGUACAGCCAUUGCAGCUGCUCAGUGGUCCUCCAGUCAGCCUCAGCAGAGUGUGGAACCAACAUCAGAAUACAGCUACCUGCAAGAGGGAUAUGUACCCUGUUCACAGGAGUACCAGGCAUACUAUCAGCAGCAAGCUGGAGCUGUGGACCAUUCCCAGGCUAACGGCAUACUUGGAGCGGCUCCAGGUGUGAAGGUUCUUCCUGCUGCUACAGGAGUGGUGAUCUCUCAGAGUGCGCAGGUCUAUCAGCCUCAUAUCAUGGGCCAGCCAGCUGCUCAGACAUUGCAGAUUGAAGGCAAAGCCCAGCCCGGCACAGCCGCUGCCACGGUUUCCGGCCCAGCAACCUCUGCAGUCGCGACAUCGGCCGCAGCAGCCAGCACAGCAACAGCUACCUCUCAGGAAAACCAAGCCGCUGUCCCAGACACUUCAUCCUAUCAGUACGAUGAGUCUUCCGGGUAUUAUUACGACCCCAGCACUGGCCUGUACUAUGACCCAAACACACAUUAUUACUACAACUCCCAGACUCAGCAGUAUCUGUACUGGGAUGGGGAGAAGCAGGCCUAUGUGCCCGCGGUGGAUGCCAACAACGCUGCUCAAAGCGACGCUGCCUCCACAUCCACUACUCAGAAAGAGAAGAAAGAGAAACCUAAGAGCAAAACGGCUCAGCAGGUAAUAACAAUUCAACGUUUGAGUUGGUUCUUUCAUCUGGUGAUAAUUCCUGUAUUUUUUCCGUAUCUCAUCCGCCAUCAGCAGCUCUCAGACCUGCACAAGCAAAACUUGGAGGUUCUCAGAAGAUCCAAACUGAGUGAAGCAGAACUGGAGGAGUUGGAGAGGAAAGAGACGGAGAUGAAGUACAGAGACAGGGCUGCUGAGAGGAGAGAGAAAUACGGUAUCCCUGAACCCCCUGUGCCCAAGAAAAGGAAAUUCACCCAGCCAACACCUAUAGUAAAUUACGAACAGCCCACCAAGGAUGGCCUGAACAGCGAUAAUAUCGGCAAUAAGAUGCUGCAGGCCAUGGGCUGGAAGGAAGGCAAAGGUCUGGGUCGAAACCAGCAGGGCAUCACAGCACCAAUUGAGGCUCAGUUGAGAAUGAAGGGAGCUGGUCUGGGAACUAAAGGAAGCAACUACAGCCUCUCUGCUUCAGAUACAUACAAAGAUGCCGUCCGGAAAGCCAUGUUUGCACGCUUUACAGAAAUGGAGUAAAUGAGGAUCUGUCAUGUCAGGUUGACUAAAGAUUGUGGAUUGUGACUUUAAUCGUCUGCGCUGAGGCGUGUCAUGUAUUUAUUUUGACUUCAGAAACGGUCAAUGAACAUGAGAUGUGACUAGAAGAAUGUGUACAUAUGUACAGAGUCCUCGAGAAAUGUGAAGAAUGUGUUUUUGAUUUUGAUUAUUAUUUGCUUUUUCCAAAAUAGAUCUUGAACUGUGUAAAGUGUAUAUAUGAUCUCAUUUUUGUACAUAAGAAAAUAAAUGAGAUGAACUGAA